ACUACAUCCCCAAGAUGUCUCUAUUCACGGAAACCACUCCAGAACUUGCCGCCUGCCUCUCUGAGGCGACAAUCUGCUCAGGUGACAACUGCCUUGUUCCAACAAAUAACUUUCAGUCAACAUUGAGUCUGGCGUUGAGCAUUGUGGUCACCGUCAUGCUGGCAAUAAUCAUGUUCAGCAUGGGCUGCGCCGUGGAGGCCCCAAAGUUUUGGGGGCACUUGAGGAGACCCUGGUGCAUUGUUAUCGGUUUCCUCUUUCAAUUUGGCAUCAUGCCUUUCACUGCAUUUGCUUUAUCGGUUGCCUUCAAUGUGCAACCAGUUGAGGCCAUUGUCAUCGUUAUUCUGGGUUGCUGCCCUGGAGGCUCCUUUUCCAAUAUUGUCAGCCUUUUCCUGGAUGGCGAUAUGGACUUAAGUAUCAGUAUGACAACCUGCUCCACCAUCUUGUCCUUGGGGAUGAUGCCACUAUGUCUGCUUGUGUACACCUCCACCUGGACUAAUUCAAGCAACAUCCAAAUCCCAUACGAUAGAAUUGGUCUCACUGUUGCAGCCGUCCUUGUCCCAAUCACUGGAGGAAUAUAUAUUAAACAUAAGUGGCCCCACAUGGCUCAAAUGGUCCUAAAGGUUGGGGCCGCCACAGGCUUUAGCUUCCUUGUCAUCGUAUCUGUGAUUGGGGUAGUUCUUUACGAGCAUUCUUGGCUCUUUAACCCUUCCCUUUGGAUCAUCGGGGCUAUCUACCCCUUUAUUGGUUUUGGGAUGGGUUUCCUUCUGGCCCGCUUUGUGGGUCAACCAUGGUACAGAUGCCGGACAAUUGGUGUGGAGACUGGCUUCCAAAACUCCCAGUUGUGCAACACCAUAAUCCAGCUGUCCUUCAGCCCCGCUGAACUGGAGAUCAUGUUUGCCUUUCCCAUUCUCUAUAGCAUCUUUCAGCUGGUGUGGUCUUUCCUGAUUGUUACAGGCAGAGGUUAA
Syngnathus acus (greater pipefish) is the source of this 965-nucleotide messenger RNA. RefSeq names its product ileal sodium/bile acid cotransporter-like. Gene Ontology annotation, molecular function: bile acid:sodium symporter activity. The record is from RefSeq and is a predicted model, not a curated record. The transcript is spliced from 6 exons. Bases 15 to 965 code for a protein of 316 amino acids. Gene Ontology annotation, cellular component: apical plasma membrane. Lineage: Eukaryota; Metazoa; Chordata; Actinopteri; Syngnathiformes; Syngnathidae. Gene Ontology annotation, biological process: bile acid and bile salt transport.